CUCGUUUUUUUCCGGAAGUUACGGAGAUGCCCGAAUGAUUUUCACGUGUACUGAUCAAAACAUUGACCAAAACAUUUCUUUGUAAACAAUAAGUAGUAAAUCAACGCAUUAACUGAAUAUGGCUCGAAAGAAAAAGGGAAAGAAAAAGAAGAGUUGUCCAACUGACAUCAAUGAAGACCAGUAUAAGGCAGCACCCCACUCGUUUGUAUUUCACCGAGGCCAUGUGGGCAGGAAUGUCAGGCAACUAGUUGCUGACACUCGCACUGUCAUGGAACCUUUUACUGCCAAAAAUCUCCAGGUGAGGAAGAAGAAUGUCCUCAAAGAUUUUGUGAGUGUGGCUGGGAUGCUUCACGUUUCUCACUUCAUCAUGUACACAAAAACAGAGAUGGGCGUGUAUGUGCGUAUGUGCCGUCUCCCUCGGGGACCCACUCUCACCUUCAAGGCGCAUGACUACUGCCUCACUAAGGAUGUGAUCUCAUCACUACGGAAACCUAACCUAGAACAGAUGCAGUUUUUGAAUCACCCGCUGGUUGUGCUGAACAACUUCACAGGAGCAGAAAACCACAUCAAACUCAUGGCUUCCAUGUUUCAGAAUCUUUUUCCCUCCAUCAAUAUUCACAAGGUGAACCUGAAUGAUGUUAAGCGCUGUGUGAUGUUCAACUAUGAACCAGAGUCUGGUAUGAUCGACUUCAGGCACUACAACAUCCGUGUGGUUCCAGUGGGUAUGAGCCGAGGUGUGAAGAAGCUCAUCCAGGCCAAAGUUCCCAACCUCGCCAAGUAUGGCGACAUCAGUGAAUACAUGACCAGAGCUGGGUAUUCAUCAGAGAGUGAGGUAGAGUUGGACGGGCCAAUGAAUGAGGUGGUACUUCCCCAGAACAUCAAAAGUCGGGGAAACAUCAAGUCCGCCAAGAGUGCAGUCAGACUAACAGAACUGGGUCCCAGGCUAUCCCUACAGCUGGUGAAGAUAGAGGAAGGUAUUUGCAAUGGACAGGUCAUGUUCCACUCCUUUCUCACAAAAACCGACGUAGAACUCGCGCAGAUUAAAGCACAAAAGGAAAAGAAACAGAAGCAGAAGGAGGCUCGGCGUCGGCAACAGGAAGUAAAUGUAGCCCGUAAACAAACCGAAAGGGAGGAUAACAAGCAGCGCUCUCUCGAGGGAAUACGACGCAAACUUGAGGAGGAGGGGGAGGCUGGCAUCGAACAGCCGGAAACUAAAGCUCCUAUGGAUGAUGAUGAUGAUGUGGAGUACUACAAGGCAGCAGUUGGACAUCUUCCAGAUGAAGACACAUUUGUCCCGGGAGGAGCUAAAAGAAAGAAGCAGCAAAGUUUAGACAGAAAUGUGAAACUGACAAAAUUUGACAAGAAACCAAAAACAGAUAAACUGGAACAAGGGAAGAAACCUAAACCUGACAAGUUUGGAAAGGCAAAUAUAACUAGUAAACAAGAACAGGGGGGUAAAAAGUUCAAUAAAAAGGCAAGUGAUAGGAAGGAACAGACUGGUAAAGGCAAAGGUGAUGGAAGCCAGUCAAAACGUGCAGAAAUGACGCCUCUGCAGAGAAUGGAGGAACGCAAGAAGAAAAAGAAGAAAUUGAAGGAGAAGAAAAUGACUAAGAAGCUCAAGGGAAGCAAGAAGAAAGUGAAAUAGGAGUGUUAUUUGUGUCUGUUGCAGCUUUUAUUUAACAUGUUCAUGAAACUUGUUGUAAUUAAAUAAAUGAAUUGGA
Molecule: messenger RNA, 1721 nt
Organism: Mya arenaria
Lineage: Eukaryota; Metazoa; Mollusca; Bivalvia; Myida; Myidae
Product: suppressor of SWI4 1 homolog
Exons: 10
Coding region: 119-1645 (508 amino acids)
Biological process (GO): rRNA processing; ribosomal large subunit assembly
Cellular component (GO): preribosome, large subunit precursor
Molecular function (GO): rRNA binding
Source: RefSeq, a predicted model, not a curated record